Molecule: messenger RNA, 2166 nt
Organism: Acanthaster planci (crown-of-thorns starfish)
Lineage: Eukaryota; Metazoa; Echinodermata; Asteroidea; Valvatida; Acanthasteridae
Cellular component (GO): cytoplasm; nucleus
Molecular function (GO): RNA binding
Source: RefSeq, a predicted model, not a curated record
UUUCGCGCUAGCGCUAUGCAAAAUCGCAUGUUAGUCUUCCAUUUCGCCAUAUUGGACGGGGCCCAACAUUACCAGCACAAAUGCGACUGAAUUUAUAACGAAAAGAAUCCAUUGCCAUCCUCUAUUUUGUCGAAGAAAUCGACAAAAAUGGAUUCCCAAUAUUCCGUACAAGUGAAAAACAGGUUCUACCUGGACAUGGAUAUGGUCGGAGAUCCCUUGGAGAUUCUUCCGACCGAAACAAAAUCACAGAAGAAGGACAAGAAAAAGAAGAGCGAGGGGAAAAAGAAGGCUGAGGCGGAGAAGAAAGAACCUGAGCCACAACAGAAGCCUAAAGCUGAAGAAACGCGGCAAGAGCCUGUGGAGCCUAGAAGGUCAGGCGGAAGAGGUGGGAACCGAGGUUCAAGCGCUCGCCAAGGUGGGGAGAAUCGACGACCGCCCCGUGAAAGGCGAGAUCAGGACACCAGCGAGAACCAGGAAAACCAUGCCCCGGUAGAGUUCCGGAGUGAGAAGUCGGACCGGCCAGUGUACCGGGGAGCUGAGCAAGGCGACAGGCCUCCCAGGGGCGAAAGAGGGCGGGGCCGAGGCCGUGGAAGAGGGCGCGUUGGAUUCGCCGGCGGGCGCGACUUCCGAGGCAAGAGGGAAUUUGAUCGCCACAGCGGCAAUGAUAAGAGCAGCUCCUUGAAACCCCAAGACAAGCGGGAGGGCGCUGGCUCCCACAACUGGGGCACGGCCAAGGACGACAUGAGGGACCUGAACACGUCGAACCUGACUGAUGAGGCAGAAACUCCUGACUAUAGCGGACAACCCUUGGAUGCCGACGCACAAGCAAAGGAAACCACCGAAGACGGCGAGGGCAAGGAAGGCGAGGCAGCAGAGGAGGGCGAGGAAGAAAGCCCCAAGGAGGAAGAGGGCACUCGGGAGCUGACCCUGGAUGAGUACAAGGAGCAGCUGUCCAAGGAGCGCUCUAAGGCCCAGUUCAACGUACGCCGCGCCGGCGAAGGAGAGGACACCAGCCAAUGGGACCGGACCGUGGCCCUCAAGAAGCAGCAGAAAUCUGAGGAGGAGAAGCCUGUGGUCACAGCCGAACACCCACACAAGGAUCGCUCAAACAAGGCCCAGCUUGUGGAUAUCACCAUCAGCUUCAAUGAAUCGGAUCGUCAAUCUGGAGAAAGCCGGGGUGGGCGUGGGGGACGCGGUGGGCGUGGUGGUAGAGGUGGGCGUGGCGGCCGUGGUGGCAGUGGCGGCGCGCGUGACUUUGACCGUGACCGUGAGCGCGACCGUGACCGUGACGCAACCGAAAACGAUCGUGGGUACACCCCGCGGGGUGGUGGCCGUGGGGGCGGCUUUGGAGGGCGUGGUGGAAGUGGGCGGGGCCGUGGAGGUGGCCGUGGCGGCGGCCGUGGUGGUGGCGGUGGUGGUGGUGGCCGUGGCGGCAGCCGCGGCGGUGGCCGCGGCGGCGGUGCCAGCAGUCAGGCCCCAGUGAUGACCAGUGAAGAGGAUUUCCCCUCUCUGGGCUCCAAGUAAGCCACACCUCAUUGCAGCCUCGCAAUAGGAAAGCUGCUGGUUGGGCUCACCUUUACUGCAAAGGAAGCUUCAACAAUUUCACAUACAACACACACACACACAAAUUGUACAUGAUGUUGUACGCUACCAAAAAAAAAAAGAGGCCUAUGGGCCUGAACUGAAUGACACUCAUGACAAGGAACGAUGGCAGCGGUUAGCUCGUUUCACAUUUUCUACCCUGCAAUGUGUUCGCCCAUUCUUCUUUUAAUUUCCCUGCACCCAAUGGAGAUGAUAUCAUGUGCUUGUAAUGCGGAAUGCCAGCAGGAAAGAAAUGGUCAUCCACCAGAUGUCAGAAAAUCCCAGAGAUUGUCACUUUAAUUUAAGCGGCGGACAGUUGAAAGGAUUUGCGAUCUCGUGUUUUUUUUUUCAUUGUGUGUCCCUUUCCAUGUUGGUUAAUAAUACAUCUUGGCAUCGACAAAGCAGGCCAUUAUGUGCAUGUGGUGCACUGAUGCCUGGAAAAAAAAUUGCUCUUUUUUCCGUUUUUACUUGAAAUAGCUGAAAAAGUACUUUAUUGACAGACCGUGAUUCUUUUCAAGAUGUGAGGAGAUGUUUUAUUUCCAAACUCUUUUAUGUGAAUAAUUAGAGAGAUUUUCUUGUAGCAAU